Messenger RNA from Oppiella nova, 927 nucleotides. The record is from the annotation of a GenBank genome assembly. NCBI's taxonomy places the organism in Eukaryota, Metazoa, Arthropoda, Arachnida, Sarcoptiformes, Oppiidae.
AUGUGGCGGAUAUGGUGUCGGCGGGGGUUUGAGUGGAGGGGUGGGCCCCACACGUGGGCAGUGGUCACCGGAUGUACGGACGGCAUAGGCCUCGAGUACGCGCGACAGUUGGCCUCAAAGGGCUAUAACUUACUACUCGUUAGUCGUAAUCCAAACAAAUUGGCUAAAGUUAGGCACGAGAUUGAGUCGACAUACCGGUGCCGUUGCAGAGUACUGGCCCUCGACUUCUCACGAACCGAUGUCUACGACAUUAUUGAAAAGGAGUUCAAGAGAUUGGAGGAAAUGGAUGAAGAAAUCCAUGUUUUGGUAAAUAAUGUGUCGAUUUGUUACCCAAAGGAAAGACCGCAAUAUUUCACAGAAAUACCGAAUUUAUCGCAAUUUAUUGAAUCCAUAAUUAACGUCAAUAUCAACGCCUGUACGCGACUCAUGGCACUGGUAUUGCCCCGUAUGGUAGCCAAAGGCCGGGGAGCUAUCAUUAACCUGUCAUCCAUGUCGGCCCUCUAUCCCACACCAUUACUAGCCAUCUACUCGGCCACCAAAGUAUAUAUCGACUACUUUACCCGAUGCCUACACCAAGAAUAUAAAAGCAAAGGGGUUGUCAUACAGAGUCUGAUACCGGCCUACGUGUCCACCAAUAUGUCCCAUAAUAUGGAGCCGGGUAUGUUUGUGCCCACUCCUCAUGAUUUUGUGAACCACGCCCUGAAAACGGUGGGCCGGGAGUCGAGAACCGCCGCAUACUUUUCGCAACGAAUAUUCGUUUAUCACUACUAUUUCUACGGCUUUUGGUCGCAAGCCUUAGGCAUUGAUUUAUGCAUUCAUAUCACGUAUAGCCGCAUGAAAAGCAUUUACAAUAGGAUUACUCGAGAUAUAAAACACGAGAUAAUUGGCUCCAAGGAUAGUGAGAGUACCAGGAUCAAUCUAGACUAA